Poeciliopsis prolifica (blackstripe livebearer) is the source of this 1613-nucleotide messenger RNA. It is a transcript of the gene grhpra, whose product is annotated as glyoxylate reductase/hydroxypyruvate reductase a. Gene Ontology annotation, molecular function: hydroxypyruvate reductase (NADH) activity; NAD binding; hydroxypyruvate reductase [NAD(P)H] activity. The transcript has 9 exons. Lineage: Eukaryota; Metazoa; Chordata; Actinopteri; Cyprinodontiformes; Poeciliidae. The record is from RefSeq and is a predicted model, not a curated record. Gene Ontology annotation, cellular component: cytosol. Bases 120 to 1109 code for a protein of 329 amino acids.
UCGUGCCUCUUACAGAAGAAGUGGCGCAGCUGACUGAAGGUUGAAUGGUUUUAAAGCUGCAACAGUCGGUCGUUUUCUACCCGACGGAGAGUUCAGACAGCCCGUGUCGCUGAACUGUGAUGAGAGCAGUGAGGGAAGUGAUGAAGGUUUUCAUAACGAGGCGCAUCCCUCAGGAGGGAAUGAAGAUCCUUUCAGGAGCGACCGGAGUAUGUGAGGUGUCCCAGUGGGACUCAGAUGAGCCUGUCCCGAGGGCAGAGCUUCUUAAAGCAGUCCAGGGAGCUCAUGGUCUUCUGUGUUUGCUGUCAGACAAGAUCGAUGCUGAGGUUCUGGAUGCUGCAGGACCAAACCUGAAAGUAAUCAGCACAAUGUCUGUGGGCUUCGACCACUUGGCUCUAGAUGAGAUCAAAAAGCGCGGCAUACGUGUCGGAUACACUCCGGAUGUCCUGACUGACGCCACCGCAGAGUUGACCGUGGCUCUCCUCCUGGCCACUGCUCGCCGGUUACCAGAGGGAGUGGAGGAGGUCAAAAAUGGUGGCUGGAGCUCAUGGAAACCUCUCUGGUUGUGCGGUUACGGCCUGUCGGGCAGCACUGUGGGAGUCAUUGGACUGGGACGCAUUGGUAUGGCCAUAGCUAAGAGACUCCUUUCUUUUGGGGUUAAGAGACUGUUGUAUACCGGAAGGACGGCCAAAGCCCACGCCGCAGAAGUGAAUGGAGAGUUUGUUCCCCUGGACACGCUUGUGUCAGAGAGUGAUUUCGUUGUGGUUUCCUGCUCACUGACACCAGAAACUCAGGGCCUGUGUGACAAGGCAUUUUUCAGCAAGAUGAAAAAAACUGCAGUGUUCAUCAACUCAAGCAGAGGAGCUGUGGUGAACCAGGAAGACCUGCAUGAGGCUCUAAAGAGCGGACAGAUAGCUGCAGCCGGACUGGAUGUUACAACACCUGAGCCUCUCCCAACAAACCACCCGCUUCUUACCCUGAAAAACUGUGUUGUGUUACCUCACAUAGGCAGCGCCACUUACUCCACCAGAGGCGUCAUGUCAGCACUGACUGCUCAGAACCUGCUGGGAGGUUUGCAGGACUCGGACAUGCCGAGCGAACUCCGCUUUUGAAGAGGAACCGCUGUGCCUACUGCUGCUUCAGGAAGAUGAAAUGAAAACAGUACAGUGAGGUAGAAAAUAGUUGUGGGAGUGCUAAUGCAGUCUCGACAUGUUCUAGCACCUUGAGAGUUGGAUUUGAUCAUCCUAGUAGUACAUGUAGUAAAGUUCUUCGAAAGAAGAUUAACCACACCCUCUGUGUCUAGUCAGAGUCUUACUAUUCUUUUUUUUUUAAUAGUACAGAUCUUUCAAAACACCAUCUGAAAUAAUAUAGAAAAGAUGUUUUACUCUCUUGUUAAAAUGAGUUUCUUACAAAAAUGAGCAUUGUACAUGGUGAUCAGUACUUUAUUCAGACAUUGAUGUUGCAGAUCUGCACUUACUACACAGAAAAACACUUCUGCUCUGCAUUAAGAGUGAAGAAAAGAACUUAACUGUCAUUUAGAUGUACAAAAUUGGUGCUUUACCAUCUAAUUGAGUCAUAGAAUUAAAAGAAGACCAAAUACAACAUUUCUACUUUCA